Molecule: messenger RNA, 345 nt
Organism: Entrophospora sp. SA101
Lineage: Eukaryota; Fungi; Glomeromycota; Glomeromycetes; Entrophosporales; Entrophosporaceae
Source: the annotation of a GenBank genome assembly
AUGUGGUUUCAAAAAGAUUAUUCAAUCAGACUUAUAUUUAUUUUGUUUUAUUUUAUACUUAAUAUUUGUACAUUGGUUGUUGCUGAAGAUUUAAGUGUUGUAGAACUUGAUCAAAGAGACACACAGUCGGAUUUAAAUAAUUCUUCGGGUAAUAUAUUAGAUGAUGAAAUGGUUGACUUGGAAGCUAUAGAUGAAGCCGAAGCAGAAGAUCCAGAAUUGGUUGGUUCAGUGCUUAAUGUUGAUAUAGAUGAAGCCAAUAAAGUUAAAAACAGGGUUGGAGAAAAUAAUUUUUCAUUAGGAAUAGAAGAUUCAAAUGAUUUUUUUGACAUGCCUCGUUUCUAUUGA